Messenger RNA from Rhizopus microsporus ATCC 52813, 1874 nucleotides. Its product is annotated as PLP-dependent transferase. The record is from RefSeq and is a predicted model, not a curated record. Gene Ontology annotation, molecular function: pyridoxal phosphate binding; cystathionine gamma-synthase activity. Gene Ontology annotation, biological process: transsulfuration. Lineage: Eukaryota; Fungi; Mucoromycota; Mucoromycetes; Mucorales; Rhizopodaceae. The transcript has 5 exons. Bases 16 to 1791 code for a protein of 591 amino acids.
UCUCUACUAUUCAACAUGAUACGGUUACCUGAACCACCAACAACUGCUGGUGCAGCUAUUCCAGCGCAUACACCACAUGCUGUCUCUGUUACACUACCCACUUGGCAAGACAACAUUUAUUAUGAGGAAGGAAAUCCUAUUGUGACAUCCAAAAUGGAGUGUGGAUAUCCUCGCUUCUUCAUUCACCCUCUUAUUCAAAAAUUAAGCGCUCGUCUAGUCGCCAAAUUUGGUAAACCAAACGAUUCAUGUAUGCUUUUCCCUUCGCACAAGGUAGCAGAAAGUUGCCGAGCCUUUAUGCACAGGUAUUAUCAGCAGCCUUUAGGUACUAUUCGUAUCGCAGAAUUUGAAAUUGCCGCGCCCGAAAGUUACGAACGCGUGCCGAUCCAUAUCGUUCUCUUCCCGCAGGACGCAUUCCCCAUCGCCAAGCAAUUCUGGCAGCAUUCGGGCGACAUCAUUUCAUCGCGUAUGGCGGAGUACUGCUUGAGCAUCUUGGACGGCAAUCAAAACACCCCUGAACCAACAAAGCAAGAGAUCAAGCCCAAGCUAACACUGGGUGGACGCAGUCAGAGCCAUUACGGUAGCAAGCAUGCCAAGCAAAGCAAGCAUGAGGAAGAAAGUGUGUCAGGCGAGCAGACGACAUAUCUUGAAGAACGAUAUGGCCGAAACUUGCCGGUUCAGUUUGCAAAAAACGCCAAGGUUGCGCUGAAACGUCGAAUUGCAGGUAUCUUAACCGAUGUUUCCGUGGACGAUCAUCUGACAACAAGUAAUGUCGAGGAACAACGACAGUUGACAGGCGAGCGUGGUAUUCAAGGGUUAUCAGAGGAGGAUGUGUAUCUGUACCCUUGUGGUAUGAGUGCUAUUUUCCAUGCGCAUCAGUAUGCCAUGGCUAUCGGCGAUGCGUCGCUCAAGAGUGUCUGUUUUGGAUUCCCGUAUACAGACACACUCAAGAUUUUGCAAAAGUGGGGAGCUGGAUGCCAUUUUUAUGGUCUGGGUGAGGACAAAUGUAUAGACGAAAUGGAACAACGGCUUCAAGCAGGAGAAAGAGUGUUGAGUUUGUUCUGUGAACUGCCCUCAAAUCCUUUAUUGAAGUCACCCAACCUCAAGCGACUGCGAAGUUUAGCUGAUCAAUACGGUUUCUUAAUUGUUGUGGAUGAAACGAUUGGUAAUUUCUGUAAUAUUGAUGUCUUGUCAUGGGCAGAUGUGGUCGUUAGUAGUUUGACAAAGGUCUUUUCGGGUGACUCGAACGUCAUGGGCGGCAGUUUGGUACUUAAUCCGAAGAGCGCCUAUUACAAGCAGCUUAAGGAUGCUUUAAAACACGAUUAUGAAGACCUUGUCUGGUCUGAGGACGCUGUUUUUCUUGAACGUAACUCUCGCACGUUUAAAGAAAGGUCAAAGAUUAUCAACCAAAAUGCUGAAGCUCUGUGUGACUUUUUGGCGUCACAUGAGAAAGUUCAAAAGGUAUUUUAUCCCAAGUAUGUGUGUCGAGAAUAUUAUGAUGCGGUAAAGCACAAGACAGAAGAUGCUGGUUACGGAGGCUUGUUUUCAGUUCUGCUAAAGGACGAAAGAAGUGCAGCACAAUUCUUUGACAACCUUAAGUGUGCAAAGGGGCCAUCAUUAGGAACCAACUUCACAUUGGCCUGUCCAUAUACCAUUCUUGCACACUACACAGAGUUAGACUGGGCGAACGAGUAUGGAGUGUCUCGAUACUUGGUUCGAGUGAGCGUGGGAUUAGAAGAUAGAGAAAAGUUGAUGUCCAUGUUUAAACAAGCUUUAGAUGCUGUCAAUCAGUAAGCAGCAACAUAGAAAUAAAGAUGAUUGACGAUUAGCGCUUAUAUAAUAUAUUUUAAUAAACCAAGUGUAGUAAAUUUAAAGAG